Messenger RNA from Sphaerodactylus townsendi, 2265 nucleotides. RefSeq names its product RNA polymerase III subunit H (gene POLR3H). The coding region runs from base 181 to 801 and encodes 206 amino acids. Gene Ontology annotation, molecular function: DNA-directed RNA polymerase activity; DNA binding. Lineage: Eukaryota; Metazoa; Chordata; Lepidosauria; Squamata; Sphaerodactylidae. The record is from RefSeq and is a predicted model, not a curated record. The transcript is spliced from 7 exons. Gene Ontology annotation, cellular component: RNA polymerase III complex. Gene Ontology annotation, biological process: DNA-templated transcription; transcription initiation at RNA polymerase III promoter.
GGACCGUUGGUUUCCGAUCCUAUGUAAACCCCGGCCAUCCGACAGGGACACGUGCCACUUCCUCCGCCUUGACCUGGUGUGGUUGUGAGCGGAGCCUCGGAUGCUCUGAGUCCUUGCAAGGGGGAUGCUGGGGGGUCUGGAUCAAGGAGACUAGCGGGAAUACUGCUUUUGCUUGCCAGUAUGUUUGUGCUAGUAGAAAUGACAGAUACUGUGCGAAUACCUCCGUGGCAAUUUGAAAGGAAACUUAAUGAUGCCAUCACAGAAGAAUUAAACAAGAAGCUAGCAAAUAAGGUUGUGUAUAACGUUGGCCUUUGUAUUUGUCUGUAUGACAUCACAAAGCUGGAAGAUUCUUACAUCUUUCCAGGAGAUGGUGCAUCACACACAAAAGUGCAUUUUCGAUAUGUUGUAUUUCACCCAUUUCUGGAUGAAAUUCUGGUUGGGGAGAUAAAAGGCUGCAGCCUGGAAGGAGUCCAUGUUUCUCUUGGGUUUUUUGAUGACAUCAUCAUUCCUCCAGAAUCCCUACAGCAACCUGCCAAGUUUGAUGAAGCUGAGCAAGUGUGGGUCUGGGAAUAUGAGACUGAAGAAGGAGCCCAUGACCUGUAUAUGGAUACAGGUGAGGAGAUCCGUUUCCGUGUGGUGGAUGAGACCUUCAUCGAUACAUCCCCAACAGGCCCAAGUUCUGCAGAGCCUUUUGCAUCUGGUGCUGCAGAAGAGGCCCUGAAGAAGGAGGCUCCCUAUACUCUUGUGGGAUCAAUCAGUGAACCUGGUCUGGGCCUCCUAUCCUGGUGGACAAACAGUUGACCAAUGAAAGAGAGCAUUCUGAACUACAGAACUUUGCAACCUGAAAAAGCCUACUUUAUCUUGUAUGGACAAUGGCAGUGAUAAAGAAAUUUUAUUUUCUCACUUCUGGCUAGAUCUGAAGAAUAUCUUUGUGGGAACAUCUAGGGUGGCAUCUGCACGAGAUAACCAUCUAUGAAGCCCUGACAGAAUACACUCAAGAGACAAUCUCUUUAAUGAGUGGAACCUUGUUAAAGUUCUUAUGAGAAUUUCAGCCAAUAAAAAUUUGCAGAUACAUGAAAUAAUUCUCAAAUGAGAGUUUUAGUGCUGCUUUCUGUUUCAUGCUCUAAUGAAGAUGGGGAGGAUGUUGUGGAAGUUAGCAUGUGUUUUGACUGCAUUUGUUCCAUUUUCUCCAUUUGGACAGAGAUUCUUCCAUAAGCCAAGAUUGUAUAGGAAAGCAAUGAGCUUUCCCUUCAAGACUGACAAGCCUUGGUACAGAAGGCUGGGAAAACCCAUGCCUGCCAUCAUGUUUAGCUGCGAUACUACACAGAUUUGGAUGGACUAUAUUGCCUUCUGUAGAUGAGUCCUCUUGAAAGCUAGAAGACUGAUGACUCAUCUAAAUGUAUCUGCUGGAACAAAAAUCCUAUGUUUGCUACUGGUUUUCUAUAUUAGAAGGUAAAUAUUCCUGCCUUCUGUCAGAAAGGUUUUUCCUUGGCCAUUGAGUAUAGGGGCAGAAGUUGUUAGCACAUGUUCAAAUUCUCUCUCGUAAAAAAACAAUCACUUCCAGUUGGAAAAGCAGUUACAUGGGAAUAAAGCCUCUGAAGAUUGGGCACCUGGCAAAGGGCCACCACACUGAUACAGAGCAAAUUCCAAUAUCUUGUGUGGUUUUGCUGAAUUACUUUCUGGAAGAGGGCAUCCUUGUGAGGGUUCCUCUAAAGCACCUUAGACUCGGUCCAGCUGUAAUCAUAAAAACUUGUUAAAUGGACUUUCCUUUCAUAUUUAUACUCUGUAGUGAUGGCUAGAGGGUUUUAGAAAUGGUUCUGUUGACUUCACUUCAAAGACUUUGAAACACAAACUGGAGAUCUUGAUUACAGGACUUCAAGGACAAUGGGAUAAGAUGCCCUGUGAAUAUCGUAUUUACUCAAAACGCCCCCGCAUAGAAGACACCUCCCAUGUUAUAAACCUGACAAAAAUAUUGUAGGAUGUAACUGUAACUUGUAUUCAAAUUUAAGAUGAACCUCUGUUUCAUGGCAUAUCUGGGGUGUGGGGGUGUGAAUCCAGUCAUGCAUUUGAGUGAAUACACACUAAAAUAUGUAUUGCUGCAGUUCCUGUUAGGGGUACUUUUUUUUUAGGUAGCACAGUCUUUUUUUAUAAUGUUUGUACAAAUGUGUAUGUCUGCUUUUGUGAACUUCAUAAACAUUUAACUGCUUUUAUUUAAUCUGUGAGUCUAAAGAUGGAUGUCAAAAUAAAGUACUAACUCCAGCCAAA